Elaeis guineensis (African oil palm) is the source of this 1092-nucleotide messenger RNA. RefSeq lists its product as uncharacterized. Lineage: Eukaryota; Viridiplantae; Streptophyta; Magnoliopsida; Arecales; Arecaceae. The record is from RefSeq and is a predicted model, not a curated record.
CUCUCUCUCUCUCUCUCUCCUCCUUUGCUUCCUAUCUUUCUCUGCUUGGUCUCUCGAGGUCUCGGCAUUGAGCCUCUAACAUCUCGGUCAUCAGAAUCCGGUUUAGUGGAUCAAAAUGGCAUGCGAGGACCGAUUUCUAAAUGACCAGAGGCCCAAGAUCGAUUGCCUUCUCUUUGAUCUUGAUGAUACUCUAUAUCCUCUGAGUUCUGGCCUUUCAACUGAGAUUCUCAAGAACAUUGGAGAUUAUUUGGUCCAAAAGCUUGGGAUUGAGGAAAGCAAAAUCCCUGAUAUGUGUAAUCUUCUCUACAAGAACUAUGGGACAACAAUGGCUGGACUAAGGGCCAUUGGCUACACAUUUGAUUAUGAGGAGUAUCACAGUUUUGUUCAUGGAAGGCUACCUUAUGAAAAGAUAAAGCCAGAUCCAGUUCUUAGGCAUCUGUUACUGAGCCUGCCAAUUCGCAAAAUCAUAUUCACAAAUGCCGACAGGACCCAUACUGCUAAAGUGCUGAAUAGGCUUGGAUUGGAAGACUGUUUUGAAGGGAUCAUAUGUUUCGAGACUCUGAAUCCACCCAUGGAGGCCACUAGAACCAAUAUAUUUGACAUCAUUGAGUACUCACUUCGACCUGUUGCUGGUAUGGAGCUGCCUGAGACUCCAGUUCUCUGCAAGCCAUCUGAAUAUGCUAUAAAGCAGGCUUUCGACAUCGCCGGCAUCGACCCUCAGAAGACAAUUUUCUUUGAUGAUAGUGCUCGCAACAUCCAGGCAGGCAAACGCAUUGGUCUCCACACAGUGCUUGUGGGGACUUCUCAUAAAGUUAAAGGUGCCGACCAUGCAUUGGAGAGCAUCCACAACAUUAGGGAGGCACUGCCAGAGCUCUGGGAGGAGGGUGAGAGGUCAGGAGAUGUCAUUUACUCAGGAAAGGUUGCGAUUGAGACAACAGUGACCGCUUAAUGUCUCGUGUAUUCAUUGACUGCGUGGUGGAGGGAAGGGAAUGGGCAAGGGAUAUUUAUGUGAAGGAUUUUCCUUCCAAUUUCAUAUAUAUAUAUAUAUAUAUAGAAAUAGAUCUCCUUUUUAAUCUAUUGGCUUUCAUCUAA